This is a messenger RNA of Letharia columbiana, 909 nucleotides long. RefSeq lists its product as uncharacterized. Gene Ontology annotation, molecular function: cutinase activity. Lineage: Eukaryota; Fungi; Ascomycota; Lecanoromycetes; Lecanorales; Parmeliaceae. Gene Ontology annotation, cellular component: extracellular region. The transcript is spliced from 5 exons. The record is from RefSeq and is a predicted model, not a curated record. The coding region runs from base 1 to 909 and encodes 302 amino acids. Gene Ontology annotation, biological process: carbohydrate catabolic process.
AUGAACAGGCAUACCAAACGUCCUUCUGAAACUUGCGACUCGAUAUUCGGCAAGUUGGGCCCUCGUGACUGCUUCGGACGUAAGCAGGCCCCCGGCUUCACCGGCCUCCCCACUUCGGUGGCUCCAGCUUCCUGCCUCGGAAUCACCAACGGCACUACAGACAACGACCUGAUCAACGGCGUCUGCAAGAACCUGACCCUCGUUUUCGCUCGCGGCACCACCGAAAACGGCAACAUUGGCGAUAUCGUCGGCCCUCCUUUUGUCUAUGCCCUCGUCAGCAUGCUCGGCGAAGCUCGAGUAGCCGUCCAGGGGGUUAAUAAUUAUUCCGCCGACGUCCAGGACUUUCUCGCUGGGGGAAGCGUCACUGGAAGUCAGAAAAUGACGCAGUGUCCGGGAACGAAGUUGCUCAGACGAGCUUCAUCAACUCGGUUUUUCGGUGACCCUGAUGACGGUGAGGCGUUUGGCAAGGUGUCUGCGAGCAAAAUUUCUACAGAUUGCCAUAUUGGUGACGAUCUCUGUCUACACGGAGAUUUGAUUCCGGUUCCGCACUUGGAUUAUUGUCUGGACGCGGACACCGAGGCCAGCUUUGCGUUUCAGAAAUCAGGGCUGAAGACUGUCGGUGGAGCUGCUUCUAAGAGCUGGGUUAGUCAUGGCGAGUUUUGUGCUGCGGAGAGAAUUACAGAAGUCGAAUUUGAAGAUCAUUGGUGGAAAUACUGUAGGAGAGACGAUCUUCAUGAGGAGUCUACGCUGGUCGGACAUCGUCUUCAAGAAGCACUUUCUGCCCCACCAGCCCGAAAUGCCAAGCACGUACGAAGUGGUGGAGAGCCAGCCAUGGAUUAUGAGCCCAUCACCGCACCCAUCCCUUCCUCCGACGGCUUCAAACCCUACAUACCGCCAAAGAUAGUUUGA